Monopterus albus (swamp eel) is the source of this 885-nucleotide messenger RNA. RefSeq names its product hairy-related 11 (gene her11). The coding region runs from base 1 to 822 and encodes 273 amino acids. The transcript has 4 exons. Gene Ontology annotation, molecular function: protein dimerization activity. The record is from RefSeq and is a predicted model, not a curated record. Lineage: Eukaryota; Metazoa; Chordata; Actinopteri; Synbranchiformes; Synbranchidae.
AUGGCCAGGAAACCACGAAGUCAGGUUCUGGAUGAUGGCAAGAGCAGGAAAAGGAUUCUGAAACCGGUUGUUGAAAAGAAGAGAAGAGAUCGAAUAAAUCAAAGUCUUGCUGAACUGAGAGGUUUGCUGUUGAAUCACAUGUCUGAUCCACGACUGCAGAAUCCCAAAAUAGAGAAAGCUGAGAUUUUGGACUUGACUGUGGAAUAUCUUCGAAAGUGGACAAAUGGGAAGAACUUGAGUCAUGAGUCCACUGCUCGUUCUCUUUUCACCAUGGAGAGUGCAGGUUUUCAGCAGUGUAUGGCCCAGCUGGGCAGUUACAUGCACAAAAUAUCACCGGCACAGAGAACAAGCCUGACUGAGGGGCUGAACCGUCACACAGAGACCCAGCAGCAGAAACCAGACUUCACCCGGAAAGUGCCCGAAACUGACACAGCAUCUGUGGAUGCAAUUUGCACAUCUGAGAGAAAAGAAGAGUUUCCCACGUUGCUGUUUCCAUCACAUUCUUCAUUUCAGCCUCUGUCUUGCUCCACAUCGUGCCAUGAGUAUCUCUCCCCUCCUCCUUCCCCCUGGUUCUCGUCCCCUCUCCCCACAUAUGCCGUCUCUUCUCCUUUCCCAUCAUUUGCCUGUCACUUCUCCUUCCCCCCCAGCCUGUCACCUCCAUCUUCCAACACCUCCUUCUGUAGUUUCUCACCCACAGCCUCUCACUCUGGCACAUCUGCCUUCUACUCCCCUCCACUCACCACAGCGAGAACCCCUUCACACCCUGUGCUGAGAGAUGGAUCACCAAACGCUUCUGUGUCCGUGUGGAGACCUUGGUUUUGAUGAAGUGGAGCGGAGACCGACAAUCUGAGAACAGCAGAUCCACCUAGUGGAAACUAACUGCAA